Stereum hirsutum FP-91666 SS1 is the source of this 1869-nucleotide messenger RNA. RefSeq lists its product as uncharacterized. The record is from RefSeq and is a predicted model, not a curated record. The coding region runs from base 1 to 1869 and encodes 622 amino acids. The transcript has 6 exons. NCBI's taxonomy places the organism in Eukaryota, Fungi, Basidiomycota, Agaricomycetes, Russulales, Stereaceae.
AUGUUCCUGCGUCCUAGCAUCCCGUCCGAUAUCCUGUACCUUAUCGUCGAGCAUCUUGCCCCGAUCGGAACCGAUGGCAGUGGCGUCGGCUACGCUGACGGACAAGAGGAUGUUGGGUUGAGAGAUCUUUACAAUGCCGCGUUGGCCAAUCGUGCUCUCAACGCGGCAACAACACCGCUGCUGUACCGGACCGUAGAAGGCCGAACACGGAUCACUAAGACAGUUGAAGAUGGAAAGCAAUUCAAACGGGGAAAGGUGACGCAGGUCUGUCACCCAGCGAAGUCGAUCAUAAAUAGGCCAGAGCUCGCAAAAUAUGUCAGGCAUGUCAAAGAAAACGGUGCACUACACAGCUCUUAUCCGAGCUUGACGGCUCUCGUCCUCCAGGCGCUGUCCCUCUGCAAGCUCGUACAUUCCUUUACAUGGGCCGAUGACUCGUUCGGGGCACCCACCUCGCUGCCAACUUCGUUGUUCUGUUCGCAGUUACUCCCUUAUUCGCCGCUCUCAUCCGAUUCCAUCUCCGCUCACCUUCACCAUCUGCCUACGACCCCGCCCGACAUUGGGACCCAUCACACCACGGGACCUACGUUCGGUUCUAAUGCGCACGGCGAGACAUUAUUCUCCGUCCUUCUCCGAGCCAUUCUCGGUCGGCUUCCCUGGCAAGACCAGGCGGAGCAUGAGCGGCCUGGUUUGCGAUCUCUCACGUUGAAAACGUAUGCUGACCUUGGGUCCGAAACGUGGACCAUGCUUGAGAGCGUAGCCAGUCUCAGGAAGGUGGCUAUAUGGAGCAUGAGUGGUCCACCGAGGGUAUUGGAGAGGUGGUGUACGACUCUGUCGCCCACCUUGACGCAGGUUGAGCUUGGGAAAUGUGCAGGUGUCUCAACAGGAACGUUGCUCUCUGUCUUCUCACAGCUGCCUCUGCUGCGACAACUCAGACUUAAGGGCGCGGUCUCGUCUGCUGUCUCCCUCAUUGUCGCACAUCUGCCUCUAUUGGAAUUACUCGACACUGAGUACAUCUCACCUGCACAGACUUCCUCGGUGUAUGCUGAUCUACAUGGAAUACCUCCAUCGCUACUGGAAGCACGGACGGAAUUUCCGAAAUUGAGAAGCCUCACCAUCCGUACAUUCUCUAUUUCUUCUGCACUUUCGCUCCGUCCGCAGGAAGAAGACGCCACCACUGAAGAACAUCUAUGGUUUUGGAUCCUGUCCCUCGUACCGACAAAAAGCCUCAGGGGUUUUGCGCUGAAUGCCUUCUCCACGCAUGGGGUAUUAUGGAUCCCGAGGUCUUUCGUGGAGCGUAUGACGGAGAAAACCAGUGUAAUACCACCUUCGUACAACGAUGGUUCGUUCCUGAGAAGUGACCCGGUAAGAGGUUGUCCGCAGAUAGGACUCGAAAUGUGGGAGGUCAAGGGAGGCUGGAUGGUCAUCGAGGACCUAGAGUUGCUAUGCGCAAGAGCCGGGGCACUGAAAGUGGUCAGCUGCGCCGUUGAGAUUGCCGAUAUCGCCGACAUCUCUGAAGCUAUCGUACCAGGAAAGAACUUACAUACACUCCAUUUACACGUCCGAUGGAUACCGCCCUCACCCUCUCGCUCUCCACCGCCUUCUGCCACGCAGCAGACGUUUGCGAGCCAAGUCGCAACGAGAUAUUCUUCUCCUAGCUUGUCUUGCCUUUCAUUACCAAAUUCCCCAAUGCAGCGUUUCGGAUUGGCGGACGCCCGAAUGUUGAUGAAGAGACCGGAAUCAUCUGUUAUGCUGCUUGGUAUCGGGACGCAGAUUUACACUGGUUCGUGGGUCAGGCGCGAAAAGGAAGAUGGUACGAACGAGCUGGUUUGGAAGGUCGCCGCUGAGGUGGACGCAAUGCGAUGGUGCUAG